AUGAAUCCGUUUUCGACAUAUCGUAUUAUAAAUGCUGAAGAAAUAAUUGAAACCAAUAUCCGUCCUAACCAUAUUCCUGAAGAUAUUGAUGGUUUAUUGAAUGUAUUAUUACCUGUUACAUAUAUAACUAGAGGAGAUUCACAAAGAGCAUCAAGUCUUCAUUCAAAUGUUAUACAAAAACUUAGUUCAAAAUUGCAUACAUUGGAUUUAUUGAAACAUUUUGGUUAUGAAUUGGAUAGAAAAGGUAAUUAUACUUAUCGAUCAACCGAUUCAAAUCGUGAAAUAACACUUCGUGAAAAUGCUACUAAUGAAUUUAAAAAUUUUUACAAUGAUUUGAGAAGAAUUAAAGAAGGCUCUUUGGAUGAUUUUGCAGAAUAUAUCAGAAAUUCCAGAGAACGUCCAUUGUCAGCUUAUUCUGAUCGCGAUGCACAUGAAGAGCAACAGCAACAACGACCAAAUUCAAGUUCAAAUUUUCGUUCACAACCAUCACUAUUGCCUAAUUCGUCGACAGUUACAGCAGGCAAUGAAAAAACAUCGGAAACAAUUAAAUCAUUUAAGGAAAGCAUUGUACCAAGACAUGCUGGACGACCUGCACAUAGUUUUAUUCGUCGGAAAUUAUUACUUCUUUUAUACAAACAGAACUAUCCUCACUCGAUUGAGUUUGGUGAUGAAGUGAUUGACGAGCAAAUCGAUCAAUGUGUACGUCAAUUAAAACAGAGAGAUAGAGGUCAAGAUGCAUCUUGUGGUGAUGAAGUUUAUUUUGAAUGUUUAAUUCGUACAAAUUUCGACAAUGAAGCUGCACUUGACAUACUACGUCAUAAUCGACCGAAUUUAAAACCACCUCCUGAGCCAGAAACUCCACGAGGACCGACUACAACAACAAUCGCUCGUAGUAUGCACUCUUUACAACAACAAUGGAAAUUACUAAAUAAAGAUACAGAUGAAAAUACAGCUCCUCAACUGUUAUUACAUGAAGGCGAUGAAUGGAAAAAUGCAACACAUAUUGUAACAGCUAUUAUCAAACUUCGACAACAAUACAAUACUCGAGAAGUUGACGAACAUAUUGUUUCUAAAAUGUAUCGAUUGAUCUAUAGUGAACUUUCAAAUGUCAUCGGCCGACAAUCGGUGCUAAAAAUUGAGCUACUCGCAUAUGCUUUAUGCAAAGUAUCAUCUAAUAGUCUUGAACAUCUUAGUAUGGCUGAUAUCAAAGAUAUUUUACGUUCAAGUAGUGACACAGAAAUCCAUGAAAAUUUUCAAGAUAAUGCUAUUAAAUCACUAUCAAUGGAGUGCCCAAUAUGUACCGAGUCUUAUCCACGCAGUCGAAUGGAGACAAUGUUUUUAUGUGGUCAUAUGUGUUGUUUAACCUGUGCUCGAGACUAUUAUCGAAGCACUAUUCAACAGAUCAGAGAUCCCCAAGCAUUAAAGAAACUAACUUGUUACGACGAAGAACUUGAAAUUGCGGACGAUGUAAAAUUGAAUUUUUUUCAAUAUUUAGGAUCCAAACUUAAUCAAUGGUUUACUGAUGAAAGACUUGUUCUUGAUGCAUAUCAUGAAAAUUUAUUUCUAGCAACACGAGAUUCACAAAUAAAAAAAUGUGGUAAUUCACGAUGUACUAGCUUUUUUAAUCUUCAUAAUAAUAAUAAUCGAAUUGUUCGUGCUCAAUGUCCUCAUUGUCAGUUUCAACAAUGCCAACAAUGUUGUCGAAAAUGGUUUGAUGAACAUAAUGGAAUGAGUUGUGAACAAUAUGCUGAAUGGUUAACAGACAACGAUCCUGAUGAUCCUGAAGUACAACUUACAAAGUAUUUAAAUACAGCUGGUAUGGUUUGUCCUAAUGAUCGAUGUAAAGCUAUUUAUGAAUAUAAACCAGGUGGAUGUGAACAUUUCACAUGUAAGCAAUGUAGGACGGAAUUUUGUCGAAUAUGUUCAGCACUUUUCUACAAUCCAGAGCACAAUACAGUUUGUCCUCGAGCAGAUUGUUCAUUAAAAAGAACUCUACAUGCUCAUUGUUGUUUGAAUUGUUAUCGCGAAAUUCGUGAUGCUCAAGUGGAUGAAAUUAUUACAUUAUUGACUAAUCAUAACGUAAAUGUCACAGAAGAACUUCGACAAAAACCGGCGGCAACUGGCCUUGAAUGUCCAGUGGAAGGUUGUAAAAAUGCACCGUCAAUGGCAUGUGAAAAUCGAUUUUGCGAACGAUGCUACAAAGAAUUUUUGUGCUUACUAAUAUGGCGUAAUGAGAUAGAGCCUUGGGAACUGUAUCCAGAUCAUAAUCUACGUCAAACAUUUACUAAUGCUGGAGUUGCUGUAGUAGAAAAUUCGACAAGAGAAGUUUUAAUCCAACUGGCUCGACAACGUUUAACUCAAUUUCUAGGAAAACCAAAAAAGAUACCGAGAAUAAGACAACAAUAA
Molecule: messenger RNA, 2406 nt
Organism: Rotaria sordida
Lineage: Eukaryota; Metazoa; Rotifera; Eurotatoria; Philodinida; Philodinidae
Source: the annotation of a GenBank genome assembly